AUGUCAACACAUUUGCAAGAUGGAUUUGAAGAACGUGAACCAUUGUUCUUAUACCCUGAUGAUAAUUUAUUCCCAUAUGAAUCAUACCAAGGCGAAUUGUAUCUGAAUGAAUCAAAUCAAAAUGAAUUGUUUCCUAAUGAAUU
This is a messenger RNA of Racocetra persica, 143 nucleotides long. NCBI's taxonomy places the organism in Eukaryota, Fungi, Glomeromycota, Glomeromycetes, Diversisporales, Gigasporaceae. The record is from the annotation of a GenBank genome assembly.